Mizuhopecten yessoensis (Yesso scallop) is the source of this 3194-nucleotide messenger RNA. RefSeq names its product solute carrier family 2, facilitated glucose transporter member 8-like. The record is from RefSeq and is a predicted model, not a curated record. Gene Ontology annotation, biological process: transmembrane transport; carbohydrate transport. Gene Ontology annotation, cellular component: membrane. Bases 20 to 1396 code for a protein of 458 amino acids. NCBI's taxonomy places the organism in Eukaryota, Metazoa, Mollusca, Bivalvia, Pectinida, Pectinidae. The transcript has a single exon. Gene Ontology annotation, molecular function: sugar transmembrane transporter activity.
AUGCUUACGUGUUCUUAAAAUGGAGUCCUUGGAAGGUGGUUCGCCACGACUGACAAACUCCAAGUUUGAAGGUUCCCCAAGUCGCCUGUAUUUGGCAGUUGCAAUAACAUGUUUAGUAACGCUUUCAUUCGGUUUCGUUAUUGGUUACAGUUCCCCGGCUAUUCCAGAUCUUGAGAAGGCAGGUUUUCUAGAUGGGAAGUCGCAAUCGGCAUGGUUCGGCUCUCUGUUGACAGUUGGUGCAAUAUUCGGAGGGCCGUUUGCAGGGUUUUGCAUUGAGAGGUUUGGACGGAAGUUUACAAUAACUCUUUCCUCAGUAAUUUUUGCCACUGGUGGCUUGAUAACUGCACAUGCAUAUUCAGUAACCAUGCUGUUUGUUGGGCGCUUUUUAGUGGGAUGGGCCAGUGGCCAGACAACCGUGUGUGCUCCUGUUUACAUCGCAGAAAUCGCCACAAAAUCACUCCGAGGAUUCCUGGGUUCAUGUGUGCAGCUUUCCAUUACCAUAGGAAUACUAAUGGCGUACACGUGCGGCAUGUCACUCAACUGGAGUAAUUUAUCAAUUGUUGGAACCAUACCUGCAUUUGUUGCAAUAAUGGCUAUGUUUUUCCUCCCAGAAACACCAAGAUGGCUUCUGAUGAAAAAUCGUCGACAUGAAGCAUUAAAUGCAUUAAGUGCCAUCAGGGGACCACAUUCCGCUGUUGAGGAUGAAUGUCGAGACAUUGAAGAAGGUCUAGAUAACCAAGAGUCCUUCUCAUUUGCAGAGUUUCAGAAGCCUGAACUGUCACGUCCAUUGUUCAUUUCCCUUGCCAUUAUGGCAUUCCAACAAUUUAGUGGCAUAAAUGCUGUCAUGUUCUAUACUGUGUCCAUAUUCAACAGUGCUGGAUUUAAGAAGAGUGCAGAGGCAACUGUAAUAAUUGGUGCAGUUCAGGUGGUUGCUACAGCUGUGGCCUGUGUCCUGAUGGACAGAGCUGGCCGUCGUAAACUACUCAUUAUCGCUGGGUCAGUCAUGGUUUUUGCCUGUGGCUUGUUUGGACUCUACUUCAUGCUUUCUUCCCAAAAUAUGAGUUGGCUUGCAAUAACAAGUUUAGUGAUAUACAUCAUUGGAUUUUCACUUGGUUGGGGUCCAAUACCAAUGUUAGUGAUGUCUGAAAUAUUUCCAGCCAGGGCACGUGGUACAGCAAGUGGGUUGGCAGCUUUCACCAGCUGGUUCACUGCCUUUAUCGUAACCAAGGAAUUCUCUUUCCUCAAUGAACUGUUUGGCCAAGCUGGAACUUUCUGGAUCUUUGGUGCUUGUUGCUUGUUUGCUGUGAUGUUUGUAAAUAAACACUUACCAGAAACAAAAGGAAAGUCCUUAGAAGACAUUGAACUGUAUUUCCUUGGGCGAAGUAUGAUGCGUUAAGACACAGAUUUUUUUAAAAUUUAUUUUCUUUAUAAUAUAUGACAAAGACCUUUUUCAAAUGAUGAAAGUGAAAAAGCUACAAUUAUAAAAAGGCUUUUUGUAAUGUUUUAUCUGGUAACAACAUACAAUCAUGAACUGUAGCUGACUGCCAUAUGAGGAAUAUGCUAUUAAGGGUCAUUGGACUAAAUUUUUGAAAUUUAAGAUUUAAAAAUUCUUUAAUACAAUGGUCAUUUAUAGCUUCUAUAUUGCUAUCUGUUUUUGUUUGCUUGUGUUGCCCAUUUACUUUUUUUUAAACAUUUGAGACUUUCACUAAACUUUAGGCUUCAUUGCAUGGUUCAACAAAAUCUUGUUACUUUUUAGUUUGUUUGAAAAACCAAAAGAGUUGCUAUGACUGCCAUCUUGAAAAUCUAUUUUGAACUUAAAAUAUUUAAAUUCUACUUCACUGAAAUUGCUGAAAUUAUUCAGAUCUAUGUGGUCCAGUCCUUGUCUAUGUAUCGGUGUUCAUUAUUUGAAAGUGCCUCUUGCAAUCUCCGUUCAUCUUUUGGCCUUUUGAUUAUGUCACAAAACACAUGUGACUGUUAAGCCCCCUUGAGCCACUUAUUUGUUAAAUAUGAUCUUUUAAAGAGAUACAAGUGCUAUUACCUUUCAAUCUCAAAGUGGUCAUAAACUUAUUUGCAAUAGUUUCUAGACUGCUGGAGCUAGAUGUAUAUAUUGGGUUACACAAAUGUACAAAUGGGUACACAUUAUUUUAUAUUGAAAUUUAUUUAUUAUCAAAUUUGGGAAUUCUCCCACAAGCUCCCUUCCCUUCCCUACGAUGACACAGUACACUGUUUGACAAUGCUGGCACUUGCGGCUUCCCUCCUUUGAUGUACACAUGUAUUUAAGAAAUUUGAACUGAUCAGUGGUUGUAUGGAAAAUAACAGGAAUGGAAAAUGACAGAACUGCACAAUUUAAGAAAGAAAUGAUAUGUAUAAAACAAUUUCAGAAAUGUGAUUGAAACUUGCUGUAUCAAAGGAGUGGUCUGACAUUGAAUCUCGCUUUUUGAGGGAAGCUCAAGUGUCAUUGUGCUGAGAAAUAUGUAAAUGUCAUAGACACGGUCUUAAAACUAACACUUUGAUUAGCAAUCCUUUUCACAUUUGUUAAAGGAAAUCAAUGGGUGCCCCUUUAGUCCUCUCCUCCACCUGGAGGUGAACCUUGGAGCCAUUUUGCUAUUUAACUCACUACUGAGGGUGACCAUUUGGUUUCCUGAUAAAAAAUGAUAUUUCUCAGAAUUUGUAUUAAGAAGGAUAUCUUGCGUUAUUUAUACAAUACUAAUACUGAUACUGAUUUUGUGUGGAAAUUUGACUGUAUAAUAUAAUUUGUUUAUAACUUUGACAAUUUUAAAUAUUAUGGCAUGUCAUGGCCAUGAAGAAACCAUAAAGCCAUAUGCAAGAUGCUUUUUGGAAAGUGGGUCAAAUUAUAUGUACAUACAUAUGUUACCCAAAACACCGGUCUAAUCAGAACCAAAUGCCUCUAGAGUGGUUUCCUUGUACUGUACUAUAUGAUUACCUGCAGCUUGGCUUAUUGUAAUUGUGCUGAUUGUUAACCUUGGAGAUCUGAUACCAGACAUACUACUUCACAUUGUUUUUGUUUAUAUUUUAUUUUGAGGUGAAGAUGACAUUCAAGUAUAUUAAAUAUAUUAUAGCCAUUAUCACUACAAUAUAUAAUGAAAUAUUUGAUUAUCAUUUGUAUAAGAUGUAUUUCAUAAAAAUCCAUUAUUAUUCCUUUAUUCCUUAAUAUUUUGAAUUGUUGGGGGGGG